GGAGAAGUUGGAAUGUCUGUCCACACCAUUUCAUUAGAAAAUACAGAGAAACUAUCAAAAUAUUCACACACUUUGAGAAUGCUGUUUCGUUGCUCUUUCCUUUGCAAUAGGUCUGCCAUUACCUUCAGGUUUCUCAGUUUUCUCCACAUUGACCUGCAUUUAGAGAUAAUAACAGCAUUAUAAAGUAUGUAUCCAUGUUUGAGCAUAGUUGUUGGUUAUGUUGCACUUUUCAAAUUUCGAGAUUCAAACAAGUUUCUUUUACCAUAAUAAUAUUUUUAUAGUAUGUGAGAUUUUUCUUUUCCAGCAUGUCUUGUUCCAUAGUUAGUAAGUACGAUGUUUUUUUAAGUUUUAGAGGACCAGAUACUCGUAGAACUUUUGUUAGUCAUCUUUAUAAUGCUCUGGAGCAAAAAAAUAUACUCGUUUUCAAAGAUGAUGAGCGUCUGGAGACUGGAAAAUCAAUUCCUGAUGAACUUUUGAAAUCCAUACAAGAAUCUAAAUUUGCCUUGGCGAUAUUCUCAAAAAACUAUGCAUCAUCAAAAUGGUGCUUAGAGGAGCUUGCACACAUCAUAAAAUGCAGGAAAAGAAUGAACCUGACUGUUAUACCAAUCUUUUAUGAUGUGAGUCCAUCUGAUGUACGCCAUCAAAGAUCCUCAUUCGCUCAGUCGUUUUAUGAACACGAAAAAAGUUGCAAAGAUGAUGGUGAUAUGGAGAUGAUUGAAAGAUGGAGGAAUGCAUUUGCAGUGGCCGGGAAAAUAGCAGGACAUGAUCUGAAAAAUUAUAAGGAUGAUGCAGAAUGCAUCAAGAAACUAGUUGAUGAUAUAUUUCCUAAGCUUCAAGUUAUUUCACCCUUCCCGAAAUGCUUAGUAGGUAUGGAAUCUCAAAUCGAGGAAGUAACAUCAUUAUUAGAUAUGGAAUCAAAUAAUGUUCGUUGUAUUGGAAUUUGGGGGAUGGGCGGGAUAGGCAAGACAGAACUUGCAACUUGUCUAUAUCUACGUUACUGUCAUCAAUUUGAAGCUCAUUGUUUUAUUAGUGGUCUUGGAGCAUUGUAUCAGAAAAAUGGACAAGCAUGGUCAGAACUGGUCCUCAUCGGCAAGAUCUUGUGUGGAAAGUUGACUCUAACUAGUGACCAUGAAGGGCUGAGUGCUAUUAUGAAUAUGCUUCGCCAGAAGAAAGUUUUGUUCAUUCUCGAUGAUGUAAAUCAUCAUGAACAAUUGGAAUAUUUAGUUGGAGAGCCAAACUGGUUUGGUAGGGGUAGCAGAAUUAUUAUAACAGCAAGAGACAAGAACCUGUUAAUCAGUCAUGCUGGGGAUAACGUGUAUGAAGUCCCACUGUUGCUUGAGAAUGACGCUCUUGAACUGUUCAGUAGGCAUGCUUUUAAAGAAAAAUCACCAAAGGAACAUUUUACGGAACAUUCAAGUCAAGUGGUGGAGUAUGCCGGUGGACUCCCUUUAGAAUUUUCAAGCCAAGUAGUGGAGUAUGCCGGUGGACUCCCUUUGGCGCUUAAGGUUUUGGGUUCUUCCGUUUAUAAACGAGACAAAGAGAAAUGGCAAGACAUAAUUGACCGGCUGAAGAAAAUACCUCCCAAUGAUAUUAUAGGGAAACUUAGGAUUAGUUUUAAUGGACUGGAUAAAGAUGAGAAGGAAAUAUUUCUAGAUAUUGCAUGCUUGUACAAAGAUGACUCAGAAGAUUACGUGAAACUAGUAAUUCAGAGUCGGGGUAUUCAGUUGAUAGGAAUAGAUUACCUUGUCGAAAAAUCUCUGAUAUCCAUUUCAGGUUGCAGAAUUGAGAUGCAUAAUUUGAUUCGAGAAAUGGGUGAAAAUGUCUCGAGUGAAGAGUGCACAAACUGCAGAGUAUGGCUUUCUAAGGAUGUUCAUGAGCUUUUUGCUAGAAAGUUGAAAACAAAAAAGUUGGAAAGCCUAUGUAUCCCAAAAGGUUACAAUUUUGGAGAUGAUCCGGUUAAUCAUAGCAGGAUAUUCAAGAAGAUGAAGCGAUUACAGGUACUCAGAAUUGAAGGUGGAACCUUUCACUCAGAUUUUGGUAUCACUCAUCUCCCUUCCAGCUUGCGUUUUCUUGAUUGGUCGUUUUAUCCUUCACGUUCAUUGCCCGAGAGUUUUGAACCAUUACAGCUCGUUGGGCUUCGUCUAAGAAAUAGUCAGCAACUUGCUCAACUUUGGCAAACAUCAAAGAAUUUGAACAGCUUGAAGCAUUUGGAUCUUAGCAGCAGCCUUGAGUUAAUAAAAACUCCUAAUUUUGAGCAUAUGCCAAACUUGGAGAGCCUUAUUUUAAGCUCGUGCGAGAAUUUGCAAGAGGUCGAUUCCUCUCUUGGACGCUGCAGAAAUCUUACUAUUUUAGAUUUAUCGGGUUGUUCCAAUCUUGAGAUACUUCCAAGAUUUACUUACAUGGAAUCUCUUGAGAAACUCGACCUCUUUUCGUGUAGAAGUUUAAAACAAUUUCCAGAAUUCUGUGGAGAUAUGCUACGUUUAUCUAAACUCUCUGUAGGAUCCCCACUGAUAAGAAACUUACCGUUGUAUUUCAGCGGCUUGAGCUAUUUACAUUUGGAAGAUUGUGAAGAUCUUGAAACUUUUCCAGAUACUAUUCCAAAUCUUAAAGAUCUGUGUAUUUCAGGUUGCAAAAAACUUGCAACGCUGGCAAAUAGCCUCUUUGAAUCGGAGCAAUUGGAGGAACUUGAAAUAUCCAAAUGUCCUAGAUUGGUAGAUCUCUCGAUAUCUCUUGGAGUUCAUAUGAAGCUUAAACAACUUGUCAUAAGUGAUUGUGAGAACUUAAAGAAGCUUCCAAACUCCAUUCAGAUGGAAUCCCUUGAAUAUCUCCGUAUAUCUAAUUGCCCAAAAUUGGAUACAUUUCCAGAAAUCAACGGAGAUAUGCAUUGCUUAUCAGAACUGAUCCUACGAUCUACUGGGAUUAGAGAAUUGCCUAUGUCAGUCGGGAAUCUGAGCGGCCUCCUUCAUCUUGAUCUGGAAGGAUGUGAAGAUCUCGUAAGUCUACCAAACAGCUUCUGUAAUUUGAAGAAUCUUCAAUGGCUUGUUCUUUGCGGCUGCAAGAAGCUAGACAAGCUUCCAGAAAACAUCGGUGAUUUGCAAAUGUUGGAAAAACUAGAUGCAAGUGGAACUUCAAUCUUCCAACCACCUCCCUCCAUCAGGAAGCUUUGCAAACUGGAAGAUUUGAAUCUCUCGCAUGAACAACUUCAACGUUACUCAAGUUUGGUUUUGCAUCAAGUAUCACGUUUAUCCUCCUUGAAACGUCUUCAUCUUGGUAAUUGCAACAUAUUGACUGGAUUUCUGGAGGAUCUUGUAUCUUUCCACUGUUUGGUAUGCCUGAACAUUAGAGGAAGCAGUAUAUCUUGUUUACCCAAAAGCAUCAAUGAAUUCUUAUGCCUUGAAAUCCUCGACGUGCAAUUAUGUAAGAAUCUUCAUGAACUGCCACGAGAGCUACCCCCAAAUCUAGUGGAGCUAUACGCAGAUUAUCAUUUGGCCUGGAACAGCAUCAGAGAUCUACUUAAGUGUGUUCACUUGUAUGAUAUCAAAAUAUCAUGGAGUGGUGUAUCAACUAACCGAGUUAACGUGUUGAGGUUCAUACAACAUUUUCUCAAGGCGUAUAUCCAGUGUGACUUCCAACACCUAAGGAGAUAUUUUUGCAUUUCUUUUCCGGAAGUCAGAAUUCCAGAGUCUUUCGGUUAUCAGUUAAGAAAUCAAGAAAAUAUUUCAAUUAAUCUCAACCCUUUUUGGUAUACCGAUAAAUUCAUGGGGUUCUCCAUAUGUUGUUAUGCUAAUAGAGGGAAAGUUGCUUCCAUAAUAGACAUUGAUCAGCAGUUCUAACCCUGUAAGAUCUUAUUCCUUGAAGUGUCACAUCAAUCAAUGUCGGCUCAAUAAUCCCGCUCCUUCUCUCAAGUGGUUCUACAUACCAUUUAAAGCAUUGUGGCAUGUUUCUGACAAUAAAGAAGGGAAGAGCCCAAAUGAUUAUUGCAUGUUUGAGGUAUCUACAAUGUUUUGUAAUAAAGCAUGUUGGGGGAUUCGCCUGGAGUAUGAGAAUAAUGUAGGAGAACGAGGAGGAGGAUACAUCGAGCAACUCAAAGUCCCAAACUCUUUCCAGUUCAGCGAAACAAUAAUGCUGACAACUGUAAAUGGACGACGCUCAAUGGUAUUUGAACAACCAGUGCCAUCACACACUUGUAGUCGUUUUCAAGCUUCUGUUGAGGAUAACAUCACCACAGAUAGAGGACUUCAUUUUGGGUAUUGUGAUAGCUCAUCAAGGGAAAUUGAUGAUGCUUCAAGAAAGAGAAAGAGAAAUGAAAAGAAAAGGAGAAAAACAAUGAAACUAGCUGCUGUCAUCGAGCCAAAGGAGAUUAUCAAGGUAGGAAACGUCAAAGCCAAGUGAUAGAACCUAUGGAAAAAGUUUUACAGAGGCUCAGACACGACCUCACCUUUAGAGUUUGAUAGCAGAUCUUGAUCCAAGGGUGAGCAUUCCGUCUCCAGGUUACAACGGGUCAGCUUAUUUGUUAUUGUCCAUCUUUCGGGCAAUGAAACAUCCCUUAUUUACUUUAUUUUGGAUAUCUCUUUAGACGUGAUCUUUGUUAGUAGUUCUUGUACGAUGACUUUCGGGUCUUGGGGAUUUCAAUAAGUAGUUAGUUGGAUUUUCGCAUUAAUAAUGAUUAGCUCUAGACUAUUGUUAUUAUGUUGAUUUUAUGAUAAUAUCAUCUUACUAUCGACUAAGUGAUUGGGCAAUGAUUUGAUUUAGAUGGUUCUCCCACAGGAAGAUUAGUGUGGCUGCCACUCAUGGCCUUUUGGGUCGUGAUAGUUAUCCAUACCUUCCAAGUUGUGUUCUGCCUAAUAAAGGGUUUAAUCAUAUUCCUAACCUUAUCUUAAAUGCUGGUGAUUCUGAUUGAAGAGACAUUGUUUGUUUGUUUGUUUGUUUGUUCUUGCAUACUUGCCAACUAGUUGAUGUUUGCUUCUUCGUCAUGUCCUAGUUUGUUUUACCGCCUAUGUUACUUUGGCAGCUGAUAUUGGUGAUCGAUUAAUAGUCUUCCCACGCUCUCCUUUUUUACUUUUGAGCAAACUAACAAGUACAAGACUUGUAUGCACUCUAAACAAAUUUUCACUUGUAGAGGGGAACUGCAGAAUCAUCUGAUUCUGCUAUGAAUUCCUGAUAUUUUGGGGAUUCAAAAAUGUGUUUGAGCUUGACUAUUCCUUUGAAGCCCGAGACAGGAUACCUUCUUAGGAGAAACCAAAAUUCUUAGCUUUCUUGAUCUUGAGACAUCCUUCCUCUACUCAAAAGCCCGAGACUUGAUUAAAUUUUCUUAUUACAUGAACGUACACUUACUUUCUUUUUUUCAAAAGCUUAUGGAGGGAAACUUUCUUUUACCAAAUGAUCCUGUGAAAGAUGGGAAAAACUUCCGACUCAAAGCCUGCUGAUUGUUUGUAUUGAGUCUAGUUACUACUUAAUUUUAAAAUGUAGAGAUAAGUACAAUAUCUGCUUCUUGUGGAGAAAUGUAGAAGUUUUGUGUCAAAACAAUUUUUGGUUAAUAAAAAGUUGUUCAAGCUUAAAAUAGAUAUUUCUUGUCUAGCUCCAGGUUAUAUCCUUUCAUUCUUAAUUUGGACAGAAAACUUGUGACGGACAAUGUCAGAGGCGGAUCCAGGAUUCCUAAGUUUCGGGUGUCAAAUUGUCCACUAAGAUAAACGGGUCGAUUUUUUAAAAUUUUGAGUUACAUUUCGAAUUAUUUAUCUUUUUUUAUUUUUAUAUACAAAUUAAUCGAAUAUGGAUAUUUAGUUAUAUUCUCUUUCAAGAUAUCUGAGAUUCAAGAUACCUAAUUAGUCCAACUUCUUUUUACGAAUAAGAGAAAUUAACUCUAAAACAGGAAGAAAAAAAAUCAUGUUAAAAAAUC
Molecule: messenger RNA, 5896 nt
Organism: Capsicum annuum
Lineage: Eukaryota; Viridiplantae; Streptophyta; Magnoliopsida; Solanales; Solanaceae
Product: disease resistance protein Roq1-like
Exons: 7
Coding region: 306-3833 (1175 amino acids)
Biological process (GO): signal transduction; defense response
Molecular function (GO): ADP binding
Source: RefSeq, a predicted model, not a curated record